AUGCCCACAAUACUCUUGGUCACGCUAUGCUUUGGAAUCGUGAUUACACAGAACGAAAAUAUACCGAAACUGCGGGACCUUGUGAAUCCAUACGAGCAAUACCAGCUGCGCGACAUUCUCUCUUCGAUUUUUGAGCUUGACUCCAUUGAGCAACACUUUGAUUCGAUUCCAUACACACCUCCGAAGUAUGCUCUACGUGAUAAAGUCAAGAGUAUUUCACAUUUGAAUCGAUACAAACAAGAUCUUCUGUUUCAAGGCGACAUCCAUUUGUCGCGAGCGCACUUGAAAAGCAUUGUGAGCGAACAUUUGAAGCGUCAGAAGCCUCGAUCCAAGCGAACCGCCUUCAAAAAUGCAGAAUAUCCAAAAACGAUUUGGAAACCUCAUGUUCCUUAUGUGUUCCACAAUAGUUUAUCCGCGAGUGCAAAAAAUUCCCUUCAAGCCGCUAUCAAUUUUUGGCAACAAAAUACGUGUGUGACAUUUAAGCCAAGAACUAAUGAAGGCGUAUACCUUCUAUUAUCUGGAAAUGACGAUGGUUGUUGGAGUACGGUCGGAAGGGAUUCCAAUCAAAAGGGACAAAUUUUGAAUAUUGGAAAAGGAUGUGAACUGUUCGGAAUCACAUCUCACGAAGUCGCUCACGCUCUUGGACUUUUCCACGAGCAAUCCCGCUACGAUCGCGAUCUUUAUGUGAAAAUCAACACAAAGAAAAUCGCACAAAGGAAUUAUUAUGAUUUUGCGAAAGUUGGACCAUCUAAUAUGGAAACGUACGGAAUGACAUACGAUAUUGGAAGUGUGAUGCAUUACAAGCCGAAUGAGUUUUCAAUCGACGGAAGUGCGACGAUAAUCGCGAAUGAUCGAAAUCUUCAAACGACGAUGGGCCAAUUUCGUGGUCCUUCGUUCCUUGAUGUCGCCAAGAUUAAUCGGCAUUACGAGUGUUCGAAAAAUUGUAAAAAUCGUCUAAACUGCACGAAUGGCGGCUAUCAGAAUCCGCGGCAUUGUAACAUGUGCAUUUGUCCUACUGGAUACGGCGGCAACACUUGUGAAGAUAUUGAGGAAUCGAAUCCAAAGAAAUGCCGCGGAAUUUUGAAGGCCGAAGAGACGCAAAGAAAGUUCACAAUCAACAUGAAGCCGAAGGCGAAUGUGAAAGAAUUGAGGAAAUGCAAUUACCAUAUUCAGGCGCCGGAAGGCAAGCGCGUCCUUGUAAUUGUCGAUUCAGUCAUUGGGAACUGCGUUCAUGGAUGCUACGAGGAAAGUCUUGAGCUGAAAACCUAUGAGGAUAAGACAGUUACAGGAGCACGAUUUUGCUGCAAAAUCGAAAAGCCAAUAAUGCUAAUGUCUCAAACAAAUGUGGUUCCAAUCAUUAUGAUUGCUGGAAAAGCACAAGCAUUUGCACAAAUAAGAUACUCUUAUGUGGAUCCAAAAGCGUAUCGCAAGCCAAUUGGCAAUUCUGGGGCUUCGCUUAUGGAACACUUUGCGCAGAUUGACGAAAGAUUCUUGAAUAUUCCAGUUGAUAGUGAGAAAAUUACCAAAAAUCAUACGAUCAAGAAUGAUAUAAGCGACGACGAGUUCGAGAAAAUGCUUCAGAAACAGUAUUAUAAUUAA
Messenger RNA from Caenorhabditis bovis, 1599 nucleotides. Lineage: Eukaryota; Metazoa; Nematoda; Chromadorea; Rhabditida; Rhabditidae. The record is from the annotation of a GenBank genome assembly.